AUGCCGCCCUUCUGUAGGAAUGCGAAGUUGGGCUUCCUUUCUUUCCUGAUCUGUGCGGGAAGGAGCUUAUUACCUUUGGGGACAGAUGCCUUUUGGUUAGAAAGAAUUGAAAAUAAUAAAACACUCUGGGAAAAGGCUCAAAGUCAGAAAAUGAGAUCCAAGACUUCUUUGGUGAUGAGGAAACGAAUACGGCUUUACCGAAACGCCCUGAAAGAGUCGAGUAGCAGUUCCGGACACCAUGGCCCCCAGCUCGCUGCCGCCUCCAGCCCCUCGGUGUUCCCGGGCCUUCACGAGCAGCCUCCCCAGGCCUCCCCUAGCGGCGCUCUGAAUGGACUCCUGCGUCUGGGGCUCCCCGGAGACAUGUACGCGCGACCUGAACCCUUCCCGCCGGGACCUGUGUCCCGCAGCGACGCCCUGGCAGCUGCCGCAGCCCUGCACAGCUACGGGGGCAUGAACCUGACCAUGAACCUCGCCGCGCCGCACGGUCCCGGCGCCUUCUUCCGCUACAUGCGCCAGCCCAUCAAACAGGAGCUCAUCUGCAAGUGGCUGGCGGCCGACGGCCCCAUGCCCCCGCGCCUUUGCUCCAAAACUUUCAGCACCAUGCACGAGUUGGUCACGCACGUCACCGUGGAGCACGUCGGAGGCCCUGAGCAGGCCAACCACAUCUGCUUCUGGGAGGAGUGUCCGCGCCAGGGCAAGCCCUUUAAAGCCAAAUACAAACUUGUAAAUCACAUCCGCGUGCACACGGGCGAGAAGCCCUUCCCCUGUCCUUUCCCGGGGUGUGGGAAAGUCUUUGCUAGAUCAGAAAAUCUCAAAAUACACAAAAGAACUCAUACAGGGGAGAAGCCCUUCAGGUGCGAGUUCGAGGGCUGCGAACGGCGCUUUGCCAACAGCAGCGACCGCAAGAAGCACUCGCACGUUCACACGAGUGACAAGCCCUACACGUGCAAAGUGCGCGGCUGCGACAAGUGCUACACGCACCCCAGCUCGCUGCGCAAGCACAUGAAAGUGCACGGGCGCUCGCCGCCGCCGCCCAGCUCUGGCUACGACUCGGCCACGCCGUCUGCCCUCGUGUCGCCCUCGUCGGACUUCGGUCGCGAGCCCCCGGCGGCCUCCUCGGCGGCGGUGGCGGCGCGGGGCGCAGACCUGAGCGAAUGGUACGUGUGUCAGGGCGCGGGCCCCGCAGCGGCUGCCCCCGCGGCGCCCCCAAGCCCCGCGCCACCGCUUGGCCCCGCCGCUAUCGCCGCCGCUGCCGCCUGUGCUAAGGUUGCUGCUGUGGGUGCUGCUUCCGCGUCCACUGACUGGCAGGUCUAG
Molecule: messenger RNA, 1314 nt
Organism: Budorcas taxicolor (takin)
Lineage: Eukaryota; Metazoa; Chordata; Mammalia; Artiodactyla; Bovidae
Gene: ZIC4
Product: Zic family member 4
Biological process (GO): central nervous system development; regulation of transcription by RNA polymerase II
Cellular component (GO): nucleus
Molecular function (GO): DNA-binding transcription factor activity, RNA polymerase II-specific; RNA polymerase II cis-regulatory region sequence-specific DNA binding
Source: RefSeq, a predicted model, not a curated record